AUGGAUUAUGGUAUCCGCAGCUCAACAGACCCCGACCAACAGGAUGUCACCAUGCACUAUUCCAACGGCACGGAAUUCAAGGUGCCAAUGCAAGCUCUGGAUGUCUUCGUCAUGUACAAUGUCCGAGUGUGUAUCAACUACGGUUGCCAGCUUGGAGCAUCAAUUGUGCUACUGAUCAUCCUUCUACUUUUGACACACGCCGACAAACGCAAGUCAUCAGUUUUCAUCCUGAACGGACUGGCUCUGUUCUUCAACUCCAUGCGUCUACUGUUUCAAGUCAUUCACUUCUCCACCAAAUUCGAAGAAGUAUACCCAUACUUCUCUUACGACUACUCCGCCGUGCCGGCGAGUGCAUACGCCAUUUCAAUUAUGGCCACUGUCUUCCAAACUUUGGUAGUAAUCUCCAUUCAAGCAUCUCUUGUGCUUCAAACCAAUGUGAUUUGCUCAACUGUUCGUCGCCGAUACCGACGCCCUCUGCUGGGACUAUCGAUCCUGGUAGCCCUGUUGGUAAUUGGUUUCCGCUGUGCCUGGAUGGUCGAGAACUCAAUUGCCAUUUUCAAGGUGAUGUACAUGGAAUCUAUAUGGUGGAUCGAGAGCGCAACCAAUGUGACCCUCACCGUCUCCAUUUGCUUCUUCUGUGUGAUCUUUGUCACCAAGCUCGGAUUCGCCAUCAAGCAACGCCGUCAACUCGGCGUGCGCGAGUUUGGCCCCAUGAAAAUUAUCUUUAUCAUGGGCUGCCAGACCAUGAUCGUCCCAGCCAUCUUCUCAAUCACCCAGUACUACAUCACCGUCCCGGAACUAGCAUCCAACGUCCUCACCCUAGUUGCUAUCUCGCUCCCACUUUCAUCGAUCUGGGCUGGUGCUGCCCUCGAACAAUCUCGGUCGCCUCGCAGUCAAGCUCCACACCGGCGCAACCUAUGGCGAGUCCUCGUAGGUGGAGCAAACAGCACAUUGAGUCCAACCACCAAAGACAGUCCAACAGAUCUGACAGCCAUGGCCGCUGCCCAGACUCUAUGCUACUCAGAUCAAACCAUGAGUAAGUCUGUUGGUUCAGGGAGCUCGCGGGACACAGAUGCGUUCUAUGGGAUUGCUGUUGAGCAUGACGUUUCUGUGAACCGAAUUCAGAAGAAGCAUUCAAUUGUCUAA
Messenger RNA from Penicillium antarcticum, 1146 nucleotides. It is a transcript of the gene preB, whose product is annotated as alpha-factor pheromone receptor STE2. The transcript has a single exon. The record is from RefSeq and is a predicted model, not a curated record. Gene Ontology annotation, molecular function: pheromone binding; mating-type factor pheromone receptor activity. NCBI's taxonomy places the organism in Eukaryota, Fungi, Ascomycota, Eurotiomycetes, Eurotiales, Aspergillaceae. The coding region runs from base 1 to 1146 and encodes 381 amino acids. Gene Ontology annotation, biological process: G protein-coupled receptor signaling pathway. Gene Ontology annotation, cellular component: G protein-coupled receptor homodimeric complex; membrane.